This is a messenger RNA of Varroa destructor (honeybee mite), 6588 nucleotides long. It is a transcript of the gene Galphas, whose product is annotated as G protein alpha s subunit. The record is from RefSeq and is a predicted model, not a curated record. Gene Ontology annotation, biological process: adenylate cyclase-activating dopamine receptor signaling pathway; sensory perception of chemical stimulus. Lineage: Eukaryota; Metazoa; Arthropoda; Arachnida; Mesostigmata; Varroidae. Gene Ontology annotation, molecular function: GTPase activity; G protein-coupled receptor binding; G-protein beta/gamma-subunit complex binding. Gene Ontology annotation, cellular component: heterotrimeric G-protein complex; cytoplasm.
UAUAUAUAUAUAUAUAUAUAUUCAUUUUCAUACUCCUGCGGCGUGUGGUCGCACGACUCGGUAACAACUGAGCUCAGAAACCAGCAUCACGCCAAGAUCGAGACCGGAGCGCGGUUGUGACGCGGUCUUGUAGCUAUAAGCACCACAACAAGCCCCUACGUGGCGUGAACAAGUUGACCGUUAGACAGACAGACAAAUAUACAGACAUACCAAACGAGAGGACGCAAACAGAUUAUAAUACCUACCAGUCGGCUGAGAAGCUAUUACCGGCAGAAAAAAAUAAUAGUCUAGUUUGUACUGCGCGGGCAGUCAUCGCGGUCGGUGUACGUCAACCUAUCAACGACGACAUUAACCCCGUCAUCGGCGGCGGCGGCAGCAGCAGCAGCAGGAACGCCACCAUCGCCACCGCCGUCGACAAAACACUAUGAGCGGCUUGACGGUGCUGCCGUGUCAUGUUAUGUUAUCACUGCGCCGAACGGAACGACAACUGUAACAACUCGACGAUUCAACGCUUCAGAACGACUUCUAGUACCACACAGCCCUCAGAGCGACUUGUGCUGCUGCUGCUUCCACCGCUGAGACAACAACAACAACUAACACUUGGCACCUAUCAGUAUCGCGUUAUUAGCCGGGCGGAACUGUGUGCACGAGCUCGUGGUUGUGUUCGUCCACGUAUGAGUCUAUUUGUUGCUGCUGUUGAUCGGUAGUGGGUCGAGCUGAGCUGCUGCAUCAACGACAAAAAGCAAAAGCUUCGAUGACAACAAGCUAAGCUUAAACUAAGAGAGAGCGAAUUAUCCCAGCGAAAGUCUCUCUCGAUUCUAUUGCAACUGUUAAUGGUACUCAACAUUUCCGUGUGGUAGUAAUAGGUGCCGUGCUUCGUUCGGUUUGGCCGUGUUGUUGGUGUUUUUGCGUGAGUGUGUGGUCUGUCUGAGUGUGUGUGUGUGUGACAAAUUCGCAGUUCGUAUCGGUCGCUGUUAAUGCUACUGUUGUUAUUGCAGCAGUGUGAAUUCGUUUGUGCUUCAACUGCGUCUAUUAGUGCUUGAAAUACAACGUGUUUUCGCCGUAAGAUGUACAGUCAACGUAGGCAUCAACAACAAUAAACGUUUGGUACCCCGUAAAACGUAAGCGUUGCUGGCAUUUUCCAUUCGCCAGGUGUCUCUCCCCUCCAAUCGCCGUUCUUUCUUCGAAACACUACUAGUCUUGCUACGCUGCACUAGACAAUUAUCACUAGCGCAUGGCGUGUUUGACGUGUCCCGGCGUACGCUUUCAACAAUCUACAGGAAAACAACAACAGCGACGACAGCAACAAGAAGGGCAAGAACAGCGUUUCAACAACACCUCCCUUACCGAACAAUCUCAGCAUCAAGCGUCAUUGUCGCUGUUGUUGUCGUUGACGGCGGAGUCAUUGCGCGACCAUCGUUGCAUCGCUGGCACCGCCGCAUAUCUCAAGGCUGAAGGCCCGCGUUGCUGCUGCUGCCGCCGCUGAAGUGACUACACUGUAAACGGGGCCGGGGCGACAUAGAACGACGCCGAACAGGUUACCAUUACUCUAGAUGUUACUACCGCCACUGCUACUGCACUAAUUCUAUCGGUGACCAGACGACUGCGUCUCUUGUGGAAACAGUCGCGCGAGCAUCAAGAGCCACAGCAGUGUCAAGGGUAUGUGUGUUUGUCUGUGUGAGUUUGCGUCUGCUUUCGCGCCGUGUGGUGCUCCCGCGUUCGCGUCAUAGUCCGUCGCGUUCACGCUGUUGCUGCUGCCGUUGGUGAAUGUCCGUCUUUUUUGUCUCCUUUCGCUACGGCCCGGCGAUAGGUCGAGCAGCUUGGACGGUAUAUCCGUGCGUGCUGUUGCUCGAUCGUGUUAUUGGCCGACCGCUUUCGUUGCUACGAUCGCCGCCGCGGUGCGCUGGUGAGUUCUUGGUUGUUGUUGGUAUUUUCGUCAUCGUUCGGCGUUUAGUCUGUGGCGAGCGUCGGCAACAGACAGCGCGCUAGUUAGCGAGCCCGCUCUAGCAGCGGCAGCCACGUCGACAACGACGAGCCGCCUCGGCUCUGUUGUCGUUCGUUGGGGAUUUCAUUCCAGAGAGACAAACGCCUUCGAGGGGAAAGCCCCAGCAUCACUAGCAGCGUCACCAGUAGCGUACAGCAGCAGCAGCAGCAGCCUCAACCGCUGGCUCCGCACAGCAAUCGCAAUCGCCGCCCGGUCGGAGGAGUACACGACCGCAGUUCCGUUGUCAUUAGUGUUGUGCUACCUGGACCUGAAAUAGUGGAGCGCGACUUGGCACACACGCGCAACGUGGGAUCGCGCUGCCGCUUCUGCUGUCGUUACUGGCGUUGUACGGGAACACACAGGCUAGGCAUCAACCAACCAUCCACAGGAAAGUACCCCGAACGGACGGAGCGUCGCCAAAGCGCUCAGCAUCGCGGCAACUCACCAUCGAACGACAACGUUAUCGAGUGCGCUGACGGUGUUGCUCACUGUGUCAUCAACAAGACGGGAUGGAACCAACAAUAAACCCAGACAAACAGUUACUUGCUGUCAUCGUGUCUCAUCUCCCGGGAUUUGAUGGCAUCCGCGUCAUUUGAAGACGACGUAAGCGAAUAGUGUUGAAGCAUCUUGCGCGCUAAUUGUAGGCAGCGCAGAGUCAUGGCGUAGCAGCUCAGUUGUGUAUAUCUGGGCGUGUCGACUAAAAGAGAACGAAACAACAACAGAUAACCAAUAUACAGUCGUCGCAGCACCGCAGUCGGUAACGAUAUCAAAAUAGCAACGACAACAAUAACAGUAAUAGCAGCUAUAUAGAAAAGGCAUUCGAGAGGACAAGCUCAAAGAGCAAGCUGCAAUGCCCGCAGAUGUACUUGAUCUUAGUUAAUAAAGAAACUAACUGUGGACUAUCCGCGCGCCAGAUUAUCUUGUCUACGUGCAAGACGCCCGUAUCGUUUCCAAUUUUUAUAUUGGGAAAGCGAAUGUACGGAUAAUUGUUUCGUCACCAUCACGAUGCUCGGUAGCAGGCAAUAAUAAAGCCUCAUCACCUUUUGUGGCCAAUCUAUAAACAAACAGUUAAAAUAACAACAACAACAACAUAGAUAACCGCCAAGCGAAUAUUUACAUGACCAUUGAAACUUGCAAUUCAAAAUAGCAGACAUUCACGGACGAACAAGAAAGACCUAUUCAAAGAAGGAAAACGUUCAGAAAAAGGAUACAGCCAAAAACCGAGAAGAAAAUAGUUCGUUAUAAGUGUUUAGUCAGAAGAGGCAGAUCAAGCGAACCUGACCUGUUAUAUAUAUAUAUAUACACAUAUAUAUAUAUAUAUAUAUAUAUAUAUAUAUAUAUAUAUAUACAUAUAUAUAUAUAUAUAUAUUAGUACCUCACUAUGUCAGUAACCUAUCUGAUACUUUGAGCUAAAGGAACUGCCAUCCAUCGAUCCAUGAAUCAUUAUUAUUGUUGUUGUUGUUGUCCAUGUUGUUUUAUGCCGAGUAUAGAACAAAAGGAACCGCAAAAACCGCACCGGCGUCAUCUAACGAGAUCUACUUUCGUACUAAUUAGCAACAGUAAUUGCCACAGCUUCCGUAACUGGAAGCAGCAGCAGCAGCAGCAGAAGCAACAGCAGCAGCAGCAGCAGCAGUAACAGUCAUCACAACAAAUAUAAUACUGAUUGUUAUUGGAAUUGUUGUUGAAAUGUGAUGAAAGCCUUACUAUGCUACAGAUUAUAAUUAUGUCGGUACAACUAACGACGAAGUAGAUAAUGAUCGCAAAAACUUCGUUAUCGAUGAUUGUGACCAUGAUGACAACGUCAGCCGCAUUCACGAUGAUUGGUACAAUGAUUACGACGAUUUUGACGAUCGACAGCGGAAAGAGCUUUUGAAUUUUUUGUACAAAUUUAACUAGUCACCUCGUCGUUCUUCGUAUUAUUCCUCCUUUUCUUCAGCUGCUUAUGACGACCUCGUUGAUUUCACGCGACGAGAGUUGGUGAGAAAUUGAGAAUAUGUAAAAGCGAUUACGGUCGCCUACACUACUGCUACCACCACCACCACCACCACCACCACUAAUUAGUACUACUUCUAUACUGCUACAAUAACCGCAACUGUUUUCGGCUCCUCAAAGUACGGAGCAAAAGAAAGAGAGGGAAAAGGCGCGCGAGUCAGCGGCCGUGUAGACGGACCCAGCAAUUGAUUCGAGUGUGAUCGACUGAAGUGCAGCACAGAGCUGGUGGUCGUAAACCAUGUUUACCUCGGACUUCAGCAUACAACUACUUCGCUACUACUACCAUUAGUGGUACUUUUAGAUAAAGAAAUUUUUUGUCUCAAAAAAAACAACACUUCGAAGUUGACAACGGAGAAGCACCUCCACGAAGACUGUGUGCAGACUAAUGGCGACGGGUUUAGCUAUCUAAAAGCUAACUGUGUAGGAAAACGACAGGGAAGGAAAGAAGUUUACAAGCACAACAACAACAACAACAACAACAACAACAACAACAACAAUAAUCGUUCAGUUUAACCGAGCCUAUUUAUAGGACGACAGUGCUGAUAAAAGCAUGAACAUAUGAGAGGGCAUAUAGGCGACGUCGAACCUCGUCUGCUACUAAUUACGCUGUUAAGAAAUCAAGUCUAAUCACUUAAUCGUAAGGAUAGUAAUCAUCUAUUACAGGCGCGCAUCUAGUUGUUGUUUCAAUUAUAUACUACUGAAACUACUACAAGUACGAAAACCGAUUACACUACCAUGUUACAUCUCGAUUGCUAAUAUCGCUACGUCUUUGAUGACAAGCAUCUCUGAUUAGAGAGCGCAAACGGACGUAACCGACAAGGAUACGUGACACUGUUGAGGUGGUUGUAACGAAGUGUGAAGAUUUCGGCCUGUCGACAUUCAUUCACCAACGUAUUAGCCUCUUCUCGGCUCUGCAUAAAAGGCGCGUAAGUUGCCUGCUUUAGGACUGAGUUGUUGGAAAACAGUCAUAACUAGACUGAAGAAGCUUACAGAGCCGCGAGGUGGUCGCUUUGUUGCGACCCCACGUAGGUUCUUACCGUUCGGUAAUCGCGCUGGUGGAACGUACAGCCGACGCGGUGAGUUCGCCACCGGCGUCACCCGAACUCAGCAGGAUGGGCUGCUUCGGCGGAGGUGGCUCAAGGGACGCCGAGGAGGACAAGAAACGCAAGGAAGCUAACAAAAAGAUCGAAAAACAAAUCCAGAAGGACAAACAGGUCUACCGCGCAACGCACCGACUAUUGUUGUUAGGUGCUGGUGAGUCCGGAAAGAGCACAAUAGUGAAACAAAUGCGAAUUCUGCACGUCAACGGCUUCAGCGAGGACGAACGCAAGCAGAAAAUUGACGACAUCAAGAAAAACAUUCGCGAUGCUAUCCUCACGAUAACAGGCGCCAUGUCCACGCUCGUACCUCCUGUUCAACUGGAGCAUCCUGAGAACCAGGCACGGGUCGAUUACAUCCAGGAUGUCGCGUCUGCACCAAAUUUUGAUUAUCCACCGGAGUUUUACGAACACACGGAAAUCCUUUGGAAAGACCGAGGGGUUAUUGCGGCGUUCGAGAGAUCCAACGAGUACCAACUCAUCGACUGCGCCAAGUACUUUCUCGAUAGAGUGUCAGCCAUUAAACAGGCAGAUUACACACCAAACGAGCAAGACAUCCUACGCUGUCGGGUGCUCACGUCCGGUAUCUUUGAGACUAAAUUCCAGGUGGACAAGGUGAACUUCCAUAUGUUUGAUGUAGGCGGGCAACGAGACGAACGUCGUAAAUGGAUUCAAUGUUUUAACGACGUGACUGCCAUCAUCUUUGUUACGGCCUGCUCGUCGUACAAUAUGGUUUUGCGAGAAGAUCCAAACCAAAACCGCUUACGAGAAAGUUUAGACCUAUUCAAGUCUAUCUGGAAUAACCGAUGGCUUCGGACGAUAUCGGUAAUAUUGUUUUUGAAUAAGCAAGAUCUACUGGCUGAGAAAAUAAAGGCACAGAAAUCAAAACUAGAGGACUACUUUCCCGAGUUCGCCAAUUACCAAACGCCGGCCGAUGCUAUCACGGAUAGUGGGGAGGACCCCGAAGUAAUAAGGGCAAAAUACUUUAUUCGCGAUGAGUUCCUUCGGAUCAGCACAGCGUCGGGCGACGGUAAGCAUUACUGCUAUCCCCAUUUUACGUGUGCAGUUGACACGGAAAAUAUUCGAAGAGUGUUCAACGACUGCCGGGACAUUAUUCAGAGGAUGCAUCUGCGCCAAUACGAACUGCUCUAGUCCCGCACUCGCCGAAGAGAGCACAUAUUAUAUAGAUAGGCCCAGGCGUCGUGUUAAAACUGUGGUAUAUUCAAUAGAAUUUCCGUAGUAGGUCAUAUAUACAUAAAUAUUUAUAUACAUGUAUUUAUGUACGUACGACAUCUGCCAGUCGCGUAUCCGCAAAGCGAUUGACCGAUACACUUCGGAGAUUGCAGUUUGCCUAUAUCUGCGCCACGCGUAUUGGGCCUAUUAUUAUUAUAAAUAUAUACAUGUUGACGCUAGCAGAACGAGUCGCAAGGAAAAACAGAGAGCAGGGGCUGCCAUGUUGCGGAAAGUAUAUAUAUAUAUAUAUAUAUAGAGAGAGAAAGAGAGAGAGAGCCAGAG